Molecule: messenger RNA, 7411 nt
Organism: Leptinotarsa decemlineata (Colorado potato beetle)
Lineage: Eukaryota; Metazoa; Arthropoda; Insecta; Coleoptera; Chrysomelidae
Cellular component (GO): cytoskeleton
Source: RefSeq, a predicted model, not a curated record
GUAACCAUUGAAGACAGAUCACGUAACCAAUGACGUACCCAUAGUUCUGAAAAGUUUGGUUUUGAGCAUUUCCAAAUAAAAUGGCUUCUUUUGUCGAAUGUCAGAAAUCAAAUUCAACGGAUAUUUUUUUAAAUGGAAUCAACGGUUUUGCUGUGGUUUUGACUUUCUUGUGUAGUUCGUCUUAUUUGCAGGGAAUUUUGAAGUUGUGAUAGUAUAUGAGUGUUUAUUGAAAAACUAUUUGAGGCUUAAUUACAUCAUGGAUAAUCCUGUAUGGGAACGAAUAUUGGUGGAUUGGGUGAAUUGUUUGAAAUUGUCCAAACCAAUACACAAAUUAGAAGACCUGAAGGAUGGAAUAUUUUUCAGCAAUUUACAAAAAGUUAUAAAAAAAUCUUCAGAAACGGAAUCGGAUGUUUUAACAUGUUUAUUUCUCAUUCUAAGUCAACAUUAUCCACACUUUGAAAUACAUAAUAAGGCGAAUAUUCACUUGAGUGAUUUACCAUAUUUGGAUUUGUGUGCAGUAACAUCUUUGUUGAUGCACUACACAUGUAUACAUGACAGACGUGAUGUUUUAACUUCUCCUUUAUGCCAUAAUUUGCAACAAGUUAUACAAAUCAAUAUCAAAAACUUUCUGGAAAAAGUACAAGAUUGUUCUAAGUUAACCAAUGAAGAGCUUUCCGCUAUUAUAAAAUGUUGCAUAGAAGAUAAAGAGAAUGAAGGCGUUGACCAAUGUAACAGUUGGUUGUCAGUUUCGGCUGGUAACAGUCCAAGAGGUAGUCCACUAUUAGAUAUUUUGAAAACACCUGCUUCAAAAGUCAGUAGAAUUUUGGAAAGAGACAAAGAGAUAGCAAGACUCAGAGCGAAUUUGGAGUUAGUUCAGGAAGAAAAAGAUAACCUGGAAGAAGACUGGAAGCAACAAAUAGAAAAAAAUAAGAAAUUAGAGAAACAGCUCAAUCAAAAAACUAUUGAGAUAUCGAGGCUACGUAGUGAAGUCAUCGCCUUGGAAAAUCGCACUCCACCCCAUUACCAAGAUAAAGAUUUCAGGGAGAAUCAGAAAAUCUUGCGAACUAAAAUAGAAAGUUUGGAGCAAAUCUUAGAACAGUGUGACAGAGAAAAUGAACAACUUCGAGAUGAAAGAGAUUCAGGAAGAGCACAAAUUAAAACCUUGGAAUCGCAAUGUAAAACUUGGCUGGAAAAGUUUAUUGAUACCGACAACAAGCUCCAAAGUCUUACUGUACACUCUGAAGAACAGGAAAUAAAAUUUGAAAACCUCCGAAUGCACUGCAGUGAACUGGAAGGUUUACUUGAAGAGCUCCGACCUAAACAUCAUAAUGAUAGUUUUACCGAAGAAAGUUUUCGAGGUGUAAGAUUGAAUCGUCGUUCGAAAAAUUUAGAUCUUUCGCCAUCUUGUGAAGAUUUAGCUCAUUCAGUAGUUGAUGUACAGCUUAGGGAAGUUCAGAAAGAAAAUGAGUAUCUCAAAAAUGCCCUAGAAAAUGCUAAUACCAGAUCCAAAAGGCUGAAUGAAGAUCUAGAAAAGUCUGUAAUGGAAAAAAAUAUGGUAACAGAUGAAAGGGAUAAGUUCAACCAAGAACUUGUUGAAUUCAGGAAAAAAAUUGAAGAAAUCAUAUCAAAUAACAAAAAAUUCAUUAGAGAAUAUGGGCAUAUUUCUGCAGAAUAUGUGACCUUCAAUAAUAAAAAACAAAAAAUACAAGAAGGCUGUGAUGGUUUCUCAACUCAAAAUGAUCAACUAGAUAUGCAAAUGAUAGCAAUACAAAAAGUGUUGAUUAGUCUUGUGAAUGAUCUUGAAAGGGAGAAAAAUCUUUCGAAAGACUUGAAAAAAGAUAUCCACAAACUCAUAGCUGAGAAAAAUGUAGUAAUAGCUGAAAGAGAUGAACUGGUGUAUAAACUUGGAUCAUCUAACAAAAAAGUUGAUGAGCUUAUUAUCGAUAAUCAGAAAUUACUGUCUGAAUAUCAAAAUUUGUCUGAGAGUCAUGAGUCACUUAUUCAAAAAUACCAAGUUAUAUCAAAGAAUCAUGAUGAAUUGCAAAAUAAUAAAUUGAAUCUUGAGCAGGCUCUUCAAAACAAUAAUUAUAUUUUGAAAAAACUCGAAGACGACAUUAAUAGAAUGACUUCAGAUCGAGAGAAUAUUAUACAGGACAGAGAUAGGUUCGUGAGUAAUUUUCAUAUUGCUAAUGAAAAACAUAAUGAACUGAAACUGGAAAAUGAAAAACUGCUCUCUGAAUAUAACAACUUGAAUCAAAAAUAUGAAACUCUCAAUCAGGUGAAAUAUAAACUAACUAAAGAGAUAGAUGACUAUAUGUUGAUGUGUAAGCAACUUGAUAAAAACCUAAAAAAAAUGCAAAACAAAACUGAAAAAUUGGAUUUGGCAUUCAAUGAGGAAUCUAAUAUUUCAAAACAAUUGAGAGAAGAUAUCAGUAAGGUUACUAUGGAUAAAGUAACUGUGAUGGAAGAAAGAGAUAAUCUAAAAAAUGAACUUGAAAAAUUGAAUCAAAAGUGUGAUGGAAUCAUCUUGAAUAAUAACAAAUUACUGAAGGAAUAUAAUGAAGUAUGUCAAAAAUUUGAGAUAUUAAAUUCUGAAAAAGAAGAAAUACUAAGAGAAUUUAAGAAAGCCACUGCUAAUGCUGAAGAACUCAAAGUACAAUAUAAUAAUGUGAAAAGAGACAAUGAACACAUUGAAAUAAUCCUUCAUGAAGAGAAAAACCUUUCCAAGCAACUGAAAGAAGAAAUCAACACCCUGUUACUAUAUAAAACAAAACUAGCAGAUGAAAAUAACAUGAAAAGUGAAACAAUUGAAUCACUUGUACUGGAAUUGAAAAAAUCAAAUGAAAAUUAUCAAGAACUCAUCCAGAAUCACAAUGAUUUAACACUAGAAAAAGAAACUUUGAGAGGACAAAAAGAUGCACUUUUCCUUGCACUAGAAAAUGAAAGAUUAUCGGUUGCAGGCCUUUCAAAAGAAUUACUAGAAGUGAAAAGUGAACUUGAAUGUUGUGAGAUCCUAAAAAAAGAAUUGUGCAAAGAUAUAAAACAAAAAUCAGAAUCUUUGGAAAAAUGCAUGAAUGAAAGUGAUGAUUUAUUAGAAAAAUUAAACAUAGCACUUUCUCAAAAAGAUGAAAUUUCAAUUCAAUUUAGAGAACUUUCACACAAACUGAACACGGUCAGUUCAGAGAAAUAUCAGUUGGAGAUUGAGAGAACUGAUUUGUCAGAUACAGUUGAAAAAUUUGUUGAUCAAGUGAAGGCAUUAUCUAUGAAAAAUGAUAAGCUGGCCACAGAAUUGGAUGAAAGUAUUAGAAAAUGUGAAACAAUGUUUAAUUUGCUAAAUACGGUGGAGUCAGAAAAGGUGGAGUGUACAGAAAAAUUGAAAACUGCUGAAAGUGCAUAUCAUCAAGCCAUAAGUGUGAAUUCAGCAUUGAAAUCGGAUUAUGAUAAUCUUAAAUUAACGUUAGAAAAUGUCAAAUUAGAAAAAGAAAUGUUUGAAACUAAAAUAAAAACUAUGAGUACAGAAUUGGACAAUGUUAAAUCUGAAAAAGACCAAUUUCAAAACGAGUUAGAUAAGGUUAUCAAAAACUUGUGUGACAGUCAACAAGAGAAGUUAGAAUUUUCUAAUUUGACAAAAAAACUAAAAGAUGAAAAAGACAAUUUGCACAUUAAUUUGUGUCAAGUACAGGAAGACCUAGAAAAAGUUGAAACAGAGAAUAUUCUUUUGAACAACAAAAUUGAAACAUCAAUAUCUGAAAAACAACAAAUUUCUGAACAAUUUGAUAAAGUUGCUUUUGAAAAUGAAAAACUUUUAAUGAAAGAAAAUGAAAACAAAUCAGAUUUAGAAAAGGUUACUGAGGAAAAUGUAAAUUUGCUUGAAAAGUUGAGAUACCUACAACAAAACCAUACACAACUUACCGAAGAAUUGAGCACAUGUAAUUCAGAAAAGAAUGAAUUGUCAGAAAAAGUCAAUAAAGCUCUAAACGAUAUGAAAUAUUCAAUAUUGGAAAAGAAUAUGUUGUACCAGAAGUUGGAAAAAACUGUAAAAGAUUUUGAUGAAAAUUCUGAGAAAUUCAACAACACCUUGAAGGAAUUAGAAGUUACGAGGUUAGAGAAAGAACAGUUGAGAGAGGAAUUGAGCAAAGUAAUAUUGCAGAAAUCUCAGUUGAAAGAAGAAAUGGAAAACGUUGAUGUAACAAGGAUUCAAAAUGAACAGAGCCUUUACGAGAAACUUUUAAAUUCAAGAGAAGAAAUAAAAAGUCUCAAAGAAGUGAAGGACCUUCUGGAGAAAGAAAAAUGUGACUCGAACAGAAAAUUGGAGGAGUGUUCAGAAAAAAUGGAAAAUAUUCUAGCGGAGAAUAUAAGAUUAAAUCAACAUUUAGACAGUGUAAACUUGGAAACCGAGAAAAAAAAUAAAGAUCUUCAGUUGUCUUUCGAAAAAAUCGACAGGCUUUCAGCAGAAUUGAAAGUGUACGUUUCAGACCUAAAAAGGGCUCUUGAUGAAAAUUCUAAUUUAUCCUCAAAAUUAGAACAAAUCUCGAAGUCAUUGGAUAUUUCUGAAAAAGAAAAAGAUGAAAUAACUAGAGAAUUUGAAAAAGCCCAAUCCAGUAAUUCAGUCAUUAAAAAGAAACUAUCUGAGGACAGAAAGCAUCUGUUCAGUAUUCUUCAAGUAAUAUACAAUGAAUUGGGAACUUAUGUUUUAGAAAAUGAAGAACACCUUGAAAAAUAUAUGUCACUCGUUGAAAAAUUCAAAAUAAUUUCAGUGUGUGAUCAAGAUUUGAAUAGUAGUGAUUGUCAUGUGUAUAUGGUAAACGUUGAUAAUCCAGAAGAUGAAGGUGCUAUAUAUGAUGAAUUAAAACAAAUUAUAAUUCAAAUGAUACAUAUGAUUAUUCUUGAUAAAGACUAUAUUUCUGAAAAAAUACUACUCUUAUCUCAAGAAAACAUUAACUAUUCACUGCAAGUGGAAACUUUUAGUUCCGAUUUGCAGACAUAUGAGGCUGAGAAUGAAGAACUUUCUAAUAUGUUAUGUGAGGUUAAAAAACAAAUGGAAAUCGCAUUUGAUAAACAGAGUGAAAGCUCCAAAAAUCUUGAAAUGUUGUCCGAUGAAUUGACUCAGUACAAAGUAGAAAUUAAUAAAACUUCUGAGAAAAUACACAAUAUAAUCAAAGAAUUAGAAAAUGGCACUUCUGAAAACGGCAAGCUUACUAAAAAACUAGAAAAGAAUCAAACACUCCAGCAGUCUGUGGAGUUAUUAGAAAAAUCAUCUCAUGAUGUAACUAAAGAAAUAAAUCGACUUAAUGGUGAAAUAAAAGACAUUUUACUCAAGUUAGAUACAGCAAAUGAAGAAAAAAGUAAGAUACUGCUCCAGCUUGAAAAUGUCUCCAAGGUGAAAGCAGAAUUUUCAGAAGAAUUGGAUAAGGUUUCUCAAGAGAAAGCCGAGUUGUCAGAAGAAAUUCAAAACAUGAAGAAAAAAAAUUAUGAAACUUCUGAAUAUGUGAAAGAUUUGUUGAGUAAAAUCGAUCAAUUAACUGAAGAAAAUGCUCAACUGUUAGGGCAGAUCACAAUUAUAUCCAGCGAUUUGAAUGAAAAGAAUAAGCAAUUCCAUUUGCUUGAAAUUUCUUCCAAACAACUGAAGAUAAUUGCUGACGAGAAAGCCAAUAUUUUGGAAAAAGUGUCGGAAGAAAAUAAAGGUAUUUUUGAAAUUGUUGACAGAUUAUCCCAAGAAAAAUAUGAAAUGGCUUGUACAAUAAAUCAAAUAUCACAAGAGAAAAUGGAUUUGAAAGAAAAUUUAGACAAGCUGACCAAAGAUUUUGAAUGGCUUUCCCAAGAAAAGACUAAAUUAACAGAAUCUUUUGAAUUGAGUCAAAAAGAGUUACAAAAAGUAAAAAAAGCACGGAAUGAUAUACUAGAGAGUCAGACAAAAAUUAUGAAAGAAACUGAGAAUAACAUUGUAAUGGCUCAUCAAAGUACUAUGGACAUGAAGCAAGAAUUGCUGAAACGAUUAGAAGAGUCAGAAAGUAAGAAGGCACAAUUAGAAACAGACAUGAAAAAAGUCCGAGAGGCAUAUGUAUCUGUGGUUUCGGCGAACUCAAAGUUGGAACUUGAAAUUGUGAAUCUUAGGAAAAAGAUUGAAGACAAAAACUCUCGUCUAGUUGAAUUUAUACAUAUCAAGGAAGCCUAUGAAAAGCUUCUAGAAGAAAACAGUCGGUUAAUGACUGAAGUAGAUACAGUAAAGUAUAAAAGGUCCAGGGAUAAAGAAGAAUUUGUUAAUUUGUUGAAAAAAGAACGUGAAGAAGCUGAUUCGAGGGAGAGCAAGAGAGUACGAGAAGUGAGAAAUGAGUAUGAAGAAAAGGUGGAAAAAAUGAAAGACAAAAUGUUGAAACUGUAUAGAGAGGAAGUCAAUAAAGAGAUACAGAAAGUAAAAUUUGAUCCUACUGAGACGGCUUUCAUUCAAAAAAGAAAUGAAGAUCUCACAAAUGAACUCUUUGAAGCCGAACAGAAAAUACAUCUCUUACAAACUGAGAUUGAAAGGUUGAAAACAAACGAAAACGAAGUAACUAGAAGCAUGUAUUCUUCCAAAGAAUCUUUACGGUCUCUAAGAGGAAAAGAAAGUUCGGCAUUUCAAGGUGGAUUGAAUCGAGACAGUGUAAUAUCACGAAGCAGUGUUACCUCUCGAAGUAGUGUCACCUCUCGAAGUAGUGUUACUUCCCUACGUUCAGGUAGUAAAGAAAAUGAAGUUAGAAAUAGACCAAGUUCGGUAGUAAUAAGGAAAGGAAAUAGUGUAUCAGCCAUGCAUAUACCAAGUGCGAAAAAUAGGACUGAAAAUGAUAGAAAGUUGUCCACAUUACCUAGAUCAAAUAUAAUGGAAAUUGAAGAAACAUUAACAAUAUCUCGAAGAACUUCUAUAAACAAUGUUCCAAGUAACAUUGGUUCAAAUUUGGAAAUGGAAGACGAGGAUGAUGAUUUCAACAAUAAAUAUUUGGCUGAUCUUAAGGCAGGAAGAUGUCUGUUGGGACCAUCAGAUAAUGAUACAAAUGCUGACAGGUUUUCAGAGUUAGCUUGGAGAAACUCUUUGGUACCACCACAUUUAAAAUCAUCCUACCCUGCUGAAACACAAUUUAUCAGUCCAUCCCAUUUUAAAGAGGAUGACAUAAAGUCAGGAAAUAUUGGAUUGGAUGACAGCCUCAGCAAACUCCUUCCUGGAGAAAAACCACGCCAAAAAAAAGAUUUUGGCACGACCUCCUACAAGAAACCAGGUCCUCCGACACCGAGCAAAAAUGGCGGCCGUUUAUCACUUCAGGGAAAUGAGGUUCAACCUUUACGUGAACACAAUGACAGGACUUCUCCAAAAAAAACUACUCCAAGUAGAAUCAAAGCAUUAUUCAUGGGUCGAACUAGUCUAAGGGAAAAUUCCGAG